Molecule: messenger RNA, 974 nt
Organism: Fundulus heteroclitus (mummichog)
Lineage: Eukaryota; Metazoa; Chordata; Actinopteri; Cyprinodontiformes; Fundulidae
Product: probable thiopurine S-methyltransferase
Exons: 9
Coding region: 207-911 (234 amino acids)
Molecular function (GO): thiopurine S-methyltransferase activity
Source: RefSeq, a predicted model, not a curated record
CUCCUGCCAGACCUCUGGUUAAAGAACAAGCCGCGGAAUAAGGAGAAGCUGCUCCUGCUGCGGGAAGCGAGAGCAGAUCUGCAGCAGCAGCUCUGAUAAACUCACACUGAAUUAAUCAGCUGCUAGGAUUCUGUAAAACGGCACUCAGGGCGAAAGUGACGCUCUUCAGCAGGUGAGAAAGCCUUGCCCAGAGGAACUUCGGCAGGAUGGUGGAGCAGCAGGCCGACCGGACCAUGGAGCUGUCUGAGUGGGAGGAACGCUGGCAGGAGAAUAAGAUCGGCUUCCAUCAGCUGGAGGUCAACAGGAUGCUGCAGGUCAACUACGACUCGGUGGUGAACGGACGGAGCGGCGUCCGCUUCUUCUUCCCUCUGUGUGGGAAAGCUGUGGACAUGAAGUGGCUGGCGGAUCUGGGUCACUCUGUGGUCGGCGUGGAGAUUUCUGAGAAGGCCAUCAAGCAGUUCUUCCAGGAGAACAACAUGACCUACAGCGAGGAGCCGGUUCCCUCCCUCCCUGGAGCCAGACUCUUCCAGAACUCAGAGAAGAACAUCUCCCUGUAUCAGAGCGACCUGUUCAGCUUCUCCAGCUCUGUGGCGGGUCAGUUUGGUGCGAUCUGGGACCGAGGAUCUCUGGUGGCUAUCAACCCAAAGGACAGGGAGAGAUACGCGGCUCUGAUCAUCUCUCUGAUGGCUGCAGACUGCAGAUACCUGCUGGACACGCUAUUGUACAAUCCCAGCUUGUAUAAAGGUCCUCCAUUUUUUGUCCCCGAUGAACAAGUCCAUGGUUUAUUUGGGAGCAGCUGCAGCGUGGAGCUGCUGCAGUCUGUGGACGCUCUCACAGACAGACAGCGGGCCUGGGGUUUGGACUCUCUGACUGAAAAUGUUCACCUCAUCACCCUGAAGGCACCAAACUGACAGACAACAGUUGUCAGCUGCAGCAGUCCUACCUGUCAGACAAUAAAGCUGUUUUUAACUAAG